This is a messenger RNA of Gopherus flavomarginatus (Mexican gopher tortoise), 3246 nucleotides long. It is a transcript of the gene PACRGL, whose product is annotated as parkin coregulated like. The record is from RefSeq and is a predicted model, not a curated record. NCBI's taxonomy places the organism in Eukaryota, Metazoa, Chordata, Testudines, Testudinidae. The transcript is spliced from 11 exons. Bases 203 to 979 code for a protein of 258 amino acids.
CGACUGCUGACGCUCCCAUCAACUCCACCUAGGCUUCUCGCACCAGUGGAGUACCGGAGUCGACAGGAGAGUGCUCGGCGGUUGAUUUAUCGCAUCUUCACUAGACGCAAUAGAUCGACCUCCACUGGAUCGAUCGCUCUGGAGUGGUAAAAAGACUGAAGUCUUCUUGGGUGUCACUCUAGCAGAGUGGUAAAGGACAACAAUGCAGGAAGCAAAGAGAUGUGGAGGAUUUUUUGAUAAAAGAAUGUCAUCAGGUUUCCAAAUAAAAUCAAAGACUGCAAUACAGAAAAACAAGACAUCUUCGUCUCCGUCAUCUAGUUCUCUAGACCUUGCGAUUAAGCCACAACCAAGGCCUAGUGAUAAACUUAACCCCAAAACUAUUGAUCCGGGCUCCUGGUUCAUUCAGUGCACAGAAUUUACAGCAUCACUGAGCGAACAGUUUGGGGAUCAUUCAAAAGCUCCUUCUGCGUUUUCUGCCAUUUAUUCUAAAGGUGGUAUACCUUGCAGGUUGGUUCAUGGCUCAGUAAAACACAAAUUACAGUGGGAAUGUCUUCCUGAAACUCUUCCAUUUGAUCCUCUUCUUAUUACUUUAGCUGAGGGUCUAAGAGAGACAAAACACCCAUAUACAUUUGUAUCAAAGGAGGGCUUUAAGGAAUUACUCUUGGUUGAAGAUGCUACUGAAAAAGCAAUUCCCUUGUUGCCUCGUCUGAUUCCAGUGUUAAAGGCUGCUCUGGCCCAUUCAAAUGGUGAAGUAUUUGAAAGAGGAUUGAAUGCUUUGAUACAGCUGAGUGCCAUUGUUGGCCCUGCUCUUAAUGAUCAGCUAAAACACCUACUCACAAGUAUUUCAAAGAGGUUAAUGGACAAAAAUUUCAAAGAGCAGAUCACUGUUGCGUUACAAAAGCUAGAGCAGUAUGGUGGAAAGGAGAGCGUAGGUAUCAUCAAAUCUAAAAUUCCAACCUAUUGUUCCAUCUCCUCUUGAACGAGAGACUCAUCUAGUCAUUUACACUGCAUGGUGUGGUUGUGGGCGUCAAAAGCUGACUGUGGAUGCUGUUGGAAUUUCCUUAUGGUACAAUUUAUUCUAAUAAAACUAACCACAAACAUUCUGUAAUCUGGUUUGGGAGAAAAAUGAAGGUUAAGUGAAUUGUGUCCAUAAUAUCUUGUAAUUAUGGCAAACAGUUAUAUCAUUUUUAUUAUAUAAAUCUGUUUGUGUAUCCAGUCUUAUAUUAAGUUACAGUCAACAAUUGGUUAUCUACCAUUAAUUGUUUCAGCUGUAAAUGUUAAUUCAUUUUUGCUGUACAUUCUUAUUUCCUUAAAUAAUUCUGCCACACUUACUGUGUUUAUCAGAUGUUACAUAAAAGGUAGAAUUUGAUUGUAAUUAUUAAUUAAGCAGUAACUAACUCCCUGCUAAAGUGCAUAUACAUAUUUAUUUUACAUAGGUAAAACUUGCAGUGAUUUCUUUCCAUGAUGAGGGUUACAGAGAUGAAAAUGUGAGUUUUAUGUUACAAAAGAACUGAUUUAAAACUAGUUGUACAGUGUUGCUCCAGUAGUGUAAAUAGUGUAAAAUAAUCAGGUGUUGAUAUUGGAAUACUGUUUUUCAUAUUCCAUCCCAGUAACCCUUUAUUUUGAAAACUGUCACAUUGGGAACUUAAAUCUUAGCACAGUACUGAAUUAACAGUUUCAUACUUAAUUCAGAUGCAUCUGUUGAAACAGUAAAUCCAUUUGGUUAAAGAAAUGCCUGUAGUCUAGUAUUUUUUAAAAAAACAAAAACAUUCUGCUUGUUUUUCUUUCUUGUAUUUUAUUUUUAUAUAUAGAAUUUUUUCAUUUAUUUUUUGUACAAAAUGUGCACAUUUAGUUUAUGCAAACACACUACAGCAAAUUUCAGGUGUACAUGUAUUGUACUACUCUUAUUCCUACACUGGUGAUAGCAGAGCAGCCUUCAGCAUUCCAUCUCUACACCAGAAUAGAUACCUGAUUUUAUUUUUGCAAAAUAAUGGUUGCAGCAUUCUUUCUACUCCAGUAGCCUCUUCACAUCUUUUGUGCAGAAAUGUCACAAUAAAGAUUGGCAUAUCUUCAGUAGCAUUUCAAAAUAUUGGCCUGGAAUCACUGAAAACAAUAGUAUAGUAAUUUUUAUUACUUAAUUGUGAUGGGGGAAAGAUAAUCCAUUUUAAUCUUUCAAGUGUGUGUACUUAUGUUUUUCUAUGUCCAGAAUUAAAGCUGUUACUACUUUGGUAGAAUUAAUGUUCCUCAAAAAUGUAAUAGUAGUACUGCUUAUAAACAACACUGGGAAUAGCUAAAGUUUCUGCUUCUUUUUCACUCCCUUUUCAUAGUAAACAGAUAUUAGACUGUCUAGAUAUUACUGCAUUCUGAGCACUGAAGUGAGAUGGAAGCUUCAAAAGACCAUUAUCUCCUUUAUUCCUCAUUAAAACCGGUAAGACAUGUACUUCUGGAAAUAAUGGUAAACUUAGAUUUUCUUCACAAAGAAAUUUGAACUCAGGACCUUUUCAGGUCCUUAAUUUUGAGCAGGAAACUUUACUGACAGUCCAACCCGAAUUACACAUACAAUAUAUAGGACUUCAGGUACUCAUUUCAUGAAAAAUUCAUAAAUGCAGAUUUAUUAGGUAAGGAUGAUCUGUUUAAUACCUAUCUGGGGUACAUGUCUAUCUGAGUCAUUACAUUUUUUAUUAUAAAAAAUAUUUCUUCCUCUUAUGUAAAUUAGGUGGGCUUCAGUAAAAGAGGAAAGAAAGCCAAAUAAAAUUGGAUGUUGUUGCAGGAGAUAUGUAUUACUCAUCAACUGUACGAAUCUUUACUCAUAGUAUGCAAAAAUGAGUAUUACACAAUACAGGGUGAUUUCUCUGUAAAACAGAGGUUGACACUUAAAAUCCUGGGGCUGAAUCCAAUACAAACAAGUAUCAAAAACAGCUAUUUCUGAUCUCCUUGUGUUAAAGCCUCUUGGUUGGAAUGGUAAUAAAGCUGUAUAAUGGCAGAUGCUAUGCUAUUUUUGGGAGUUGUGGGGUAAAACCUAAUAUUUUUAGAAUAUCCCAUUGGAUAAAGGACAAAUUAUUACAUCCUAACCUUUGGGUAAUCAUUUUUGGGAGGAAUGCUUUAUAAUAAAACAAAACUUAUUAGCAGAAUACGUGUCUCAGUGUAAAGCUGAGCAAUCCUACAUAUGAUAAAUGUGGCAAAUCCAGCUUUAAGUAAUGUUGCAGAAUAGUUCACAUUUGUCCAUUAAUUGCAGAGUAAACCACA